AACCACUUCUGCCACCUCAUUCGCAGGACAACGCUUAUCAGCAGCUUAUCAGUGUUGUUAAGAACAACCUCCUGCCGAGGCCAGGUUCCGACAAAUAGCUGGCAGCAAAAGUUUUUCUGCCUUCUUGAUUAACAAGCUACCGGAUGCGUUAAUAUGACACGAAAAUAAUUAAAUUAUUCUUUAUCAAAUGUGGCAACAAAAAAUGUCGCUGGCUCCCGAACUAUGAGGAUUCAACGCGCUAUAGACACGCACGGUAUCCUUUCUAACCUCAUUUUCAUGAUAAAAAAAAAAGAAGCCUGUAAACCAUGUCGGGUGCCGAAGAAUCUUCAACGAAAAUCCAGUUUAGAAAAAAAAAUGUCAAGUCGUUGAGAAAGAGAGCUGGAUCAUCGGAAAAUGAUGAUAGUGACGAAAAAACUAGCUCUAUCAGGGAACGAUUGAGAGAAAUGAAAACUCUACAGAAAUUUCGUCACCGUCCCCAUGGAGUUAAUAUUGCGGGUCUUGCACUUGGUGAAAAAAUUACCGCUAAUGCAACGUCAGAUCCCUUCAACGUUAAGAAUGGAGGAAUGGUGAACAUGGCCGCACUCAAAAAUACAAAGCUCAAGCAAGCCAAUGACGCUUAUGAUACAGGAAUUGGGACACAAUUUAGUGCUGAAACUAAUAAACGAGAUGAAGAUGAAGAAAUGAUGAAGUACAUCGAAGAACAGCUGUCAAAACGCAAAAAUAAAAGCAGUGGAACGAGUAAUGCCGAAGGAAAUGGAGGUGAAGGAAGUUACUGCUCGCCGGAAGAAGCGGCCCUUCAAGCAGUUCCAGAACAUUUGCGUCAAAGUUCAGCCAACACAAGCGAAGAAAUGCUUUCAAAUCAGAUGCUUUCUGGUAUACCAGAAGUUGAUCUAGGUAUCGAGGCUAAAAUUCGCAACAUAGAAGCCACUGAAGAAGCAAAAUUAAAACUGUUGUGGGAAAGGCACAGAAAAAAAGACGGCCCUUCUCAAUUCGUACCAACAAACAUGGCGGUUAACUUUGUGCAACAUAAUCGAUUCAACAUUGAAGAUGCAGAUGCACAAAAGAGUAAGCGAGAUGCUGAAGAAAGAAGACGACUCAAUGCCCGAAACAACGAUGCUAAAGAGAAACGAAAAGACAAUGGAGAAAAAGCAACAGAUGAUUAUCAUUACGAACGAUUCAAGAAACAGUUUCGUAGAUUCUAGGAGGCUAUAUGUGAUGUAUUUUGUGUAUAUUUGAGCAAUAAUGAAUGUCAAACUUCUGGUCGAGUGUAAAAUAAUCAAACUUAGCAUCAUUGUUUUAAUAAUGAAUGCUCAAAUUGUAUGAUAUACAUACAUUAAUGACAGAAGUCAAACCAAACUAUGUAUGAAACCAUUCAAUAUGAGCCGGUCGUUUUUAACAACUGUAAGCUGUGAUUGUGAUGGUAUGAUCAUCAUGGUAUAAUUAUUAGAGAGAAACAUAAUAAGUUGGCACGACUAGACGCUCGGAUUGGGCUGCGAUCAUGCGAUUAUACGGUAGUUGUAGUCGGUAUUCUAGCGCGCGACGUUUGGACAUAAUGUCAUCUGCUUCACUAUUUGAUAAAUGAGUUCAUCUACCACUCAGCUGGUGAAUUUAUUUUGACUUGUGGUUAAUGCCCAGAAAAACAUGUGAAAGUGAUUCGGUUUUAGGAUGCGAUUUGUAAGUUCUGUUAACUUUUAAUCUGCCUUCGUGUUUAUUACACUUUUCGUCACUGGACGUCUUAAGAGCA
This is a messenger RNA of Athalia rosae (coleseed sawfly), 1744 nucleotides long. Its product is annotated as telomere length and silencing protein 1 homolog. The transcript is spliced from 7 exons. Gene Ontology annotation, cellular component: spliceosomal complex. The record is from RefSeq and is a predicted model, not a curated record. The coding region runs from base 306 to 1202 and encodes 298 amino acids. NCBI's taxonomy places the organism in Eukaryota, Metazoa, Arthropoda, Insecta, Hymenoptera, Athaliidae. Gene Ontology annotation, biological process: mRNA splicing, via spliceosome.